Tremella mesenterica DSM 1558 is the source of this 735-nucleotide messenger RNA. RefSeq lists its product as uncharacterized. Lineage: Eukaryota; Fungi; Basidiomycota; Tremellomycetes; Tremellales; Tremellaceae. The record is from RefSeq and is a predicted model, not a curated record. The coding region runs from base 1 to 735 and encodes 244 amino acids. The transcript has a single exon.
AUGAACAACUCUAAUUACAACGAAGAUGACAUCUCACAAUACCUUCCAACUCCAGAUCAAUCACCCCCGAACCCACCUGACCAAUCAACCUUCAACUGUGAUCCAUUAUCAAACUUUCAAUAUGAACCUUCUCAAUUCUCAAUCGAUCAAAUCAUGUUUGAACAAAAUAAAAUGUGGGUCCGUGAUUGGCCUGAUCAUGCCACAUAUCAACUAUCAGCCCAAGAAAUCUUACUUCUCGAUCCUAAUCAAGAUCAUUGGCCUUCUUGUCAAACUUGUCAAACAAUAAUGUUUCAAGGUCAAGAUCAAUCUCGUUGGAGGUAUGGUCCAUAUUGUACUCAAUCUUGUGCCGGGCAGACCUCAAAUGUGAGAUUUGGAUUCAAUACUCCUGUGUAUAAUCACACUCAGAAUCAGAUGGACAAGGAGGGUGACAAGUGGUCACUUUGUAUGGGUUGUAACACGAAUUUGUUCAACGUUUCGGAUACGGUACUUUGGCCUCAUGGGCAAUUUUGUUCCACCAAAUGUUCGGAAAACGCCAACAGGCGGGUGGAAGCAAGAUUAAUGUUUGAUGGUCCAGUGAGGACAUUCACAGUGGCACAGACUAUGACAAUGGCUCGGUUUGGUCGAACUUGCUCAAAUUGUGAUACUUGUGAGAACAAAAUGAUCGAUGUUGAAAAUACGAACUGCUGGCCGCAUGGUACUAAAUGUUCCACGGCUUGCACGACUAGGAGGAAAUGA